UUACACUUCGGAGUUUUCGUUAACGGGAGUACCAAAAAGUCCUCGAGUGCACUACAUCCCGAAAUUCCCACGACCUGUUCAGAAACCAACCCCUCCCAUCGUCCGGAAUAAUCCAAUCCGCCACACCUCCCACACAAUGGCGAAAGACAGAACCGAAGAUCCGGAGAAGAAGGAGAAGAAGAGCCGGAAGUCCAUAGACGGCGUGUCCAAGUCGCACAAGAAGGAAAAGAAGGACAAGAAGGACAAGAAGGAGAAGAAGCAGAAGAACCGCGAGGAGCAGCCUACGUCGGAUGCCGUCGCUGGUGCGGACGAAGAUGUCGAGAUGGGCGGCACCGGCGCUGCUGAGGUCGCGGUCAAUGGCGAGGACGAGGUGGUAAAGCAGCUUGUGCCGUUCGCCGAUCCGAUGGCGACGGCGGAGGAGACCAAGAAGAUCCUCGAUGGCGUCAAACGAGCCUCCCGCAACCGCGCCCUCCUCACCGGCAUCAAGGAGACCCAAAAAUCCCUCCGCCGCUCCUCCACCGCUGCGACGGCCGCGCCGCGCGGGAUCCUCAUCCUAGCCGCCGACACCUACCCGUGGGACAUCAUCUCGCACAUGCCGGUGCUGUGCGAGGACCACAACACGCCGUACAUCUUCGUGCGGAGCCGUGAGGAGCUGGGGCAGGCGGGUGGCAGUGUGCGGAUGCAGACGAGCGCCAUGAUGGUGCUGGCGGAGAAGGGGGUGAAGAAGGCGGCGAAGGAGGGGGAGGCGGCGAAGGAGGCGGUGCCGGGGGAGCUGAGCGCGGAGGAGUAUAAGAAGGCGUAUGAGAAGCUGCUUAAGGUGGUGAACAAGGCGCAGGACCGGGUGAAGUUGUGAGGUUGGGGAAGAGAGAAGUAUAAUUUCUCGCAUGCGAUGGCUUGACUGGUUUCGGGGACCAGAUCAUGGAGUCUGGUGGAGUGGGCGUUUGCUGUAUUUGGUUUCUUGGGUUGGCAUGUCCUGACGGUCGUGGUUCUCAAUUGGUCGGGUUCGGACUUCAUAUACAAGGGCAGCGUGCGUGUAUAUAAGACAUACGCAGGAGCACCCCGAUGCCAACAACGGUGAAUGCGAGGCAGAGCCGUAUGUAUGGUAUCUCAAUAGGGUAUCGUAACUACCUAACUCCGGAUUCCACCCUAUUCCAUCAUCGCCUGUUUGAACGUUGGUACAUGAGUCUCGUAGGGAAUGAUAGCCUGUUACCCCAAUGCACCGUCCGAGCCUGGUGUCCGGCACCUGAUAUCCUGCCCCAAUCCAACCGUAGAAGUAGGAAAUAAGUGCACCUAGAAACCCAAGAAACGCCUGCAAGUUGACCAUUCGCUUCGGCUCAUCCGU
Molecule: messenger RNA, 1342 nt
Organism: Eremomyces bilateralis CBS 781.70
Lineage: Eukaryota; Fungi; Ascomycota; Dothideomycetes; Eremomycetales; Eremomycetaceae
Product: L30e-like protein
Exons: 2
Coding region: 137-853 (238 amino acids)
Source: RefSeq, a predicted model, not a curated record